Molecule: messenger RNA, 4381 nt
Organism: Oncorhynchus mykiss (rainbow trout)
Lineage: Eukaryota; Metazoa; Chordata; Actinopteri; Salmoniformes; Salmonidae
Source: RefSeq, a predicted model, not a curated record
UUUGGGAAGUUGGCAGCUCGCGGCAAGCUCUUUUACUCUCGCACUGGCAGUUCGACUCUGGAAUUAUGAGCAGAGCUGGUCAAUCCUGUACCUUGUUUUGAAUUUUAUUCCCAGAGAAUUGAGACCAUGGAGAUGAGCAUCGGCAUCCUCAUUGCGUUCCUCCUCUCACAGGUUGUCCAUAUUGGAACCCAGGAGGAGGGGGAGAAGGGAUGCGUGCCUGGCUUUCAGGUGAAGGAGUACCAGGUGGAGUUCAACAGAGGUUUCCAGAAGGACCAUCCUCUCACACAAAUGUUAUUUGAUGACUGUGUGGGGAACGAGGGCAUGGCGUUUGAGGUGUCCCACCCAGACUUCCAAGUGGAUGAGGAGAUGAACCUGGUGGCCAGACGGGAUGUGAUGGACAGCGGCACCGUCAUGUUCAUCCAUGGUGUCAAUGAGCAUGCUGAGGACAUGGCACAGGUGGACAUUGUAGGAGCUCUACCGCGGUCUCCCCAAACACUCAGGGAGAUCCUUGGCCUUGGACAGAUCCAGCCCUACAGAUCAAAGAGAGCCCUGUUCGCCCCCCGCAUGCAUGUCAGUGAGAACAUGGAGCCCCCAUUCCCGAAAGUCAUUGGCACGCUUAUUGUGAUGUCGUCAGGCAUGGAGGAUGACCACAUCUUCCAUAUGACUGGGUCGGGUGCAGAUCAGGACCCAAAGGGGGUGUUCACCAUCAACAGGUUGACUGGAGAGGUGUCUGUUAGCCAAGAGCUGGACAGAGAGGCCAUCAAUUCCUACAUGCUGGAGGUGUCUGUGACAGACCAGAAUGGGAAGCUGGUGGAGGGUCCUGUAGCCCUGCUCGUGGACGUCAAUGACCAGAAUGACAACAGGCCCAUCUUCAAGGAGACCCGUUACGCUGGAGAGGUGCUGGAGGGCUCACCUACAGGAACCGUGGUGAUGACGAUGACAGCGGAGGAUGCUGAUGACCCCAGGUUGCAGAACGCGGUGCUGCGCUACAACAUUGUGAGGCAGUCGCCCGACAAACCCUCACCCAACAUGUUCUACAUCAACCCAGAGAGCGGCAACAUUGUCACUGUCAUCUCCCCCACACUUCUGGACAGAGAGACACUCCCCACUACGCAGUAUGAGCUGGAGAUCGUAGCCCAGGACAUGAAGGGAAGAGACGUGGGACUAACAGGAACAUCCACGGCAACCAUCACCAUCACAGACAAGAACGACCACGCCCCAGAGUUUACCCACUCACUGUUCCAGGCCAAUGUGGAUGAGGGCUCCACAGGGGUGGUGGUCAACCUGACUGUGGACGACAGAGAUGACCCUGCGACGGGGGCGUGGCGAGCCAUCUACUCCAUCAUCAAAGGUGACCCCACCCAGAGCUUUGAGAUCCAAACCAACCCUGACAACAAUGAGGGCAUGCUUUCCCUCAUUAAGCCUCUAGACUAUGAGAGCUUAGUGUUCCACACGCUGCUGAUCAAGGUGGAGAACGAGGACCCCCUGGUGCCAGAUGUGGGCUACGGCUCCAGUUCUACAGCCACCGUACACAUCACCAUCCUGGACGUCAACGAAGGACCAGUCUUCUUCCCCGACCCCCUUCAGGUCACCAAGAUGGAGAACGUACCCCUGGGAAGCUUCGUGGCCUUACUCAACGCCACCGACCCAGACGUCCUCCAAUCACAGAGCAUCAGGUUUGCAGUUCUGAGAGACCCGGCUAACUGGCUUAGUGUGAACCCGGUUAGAGGUACGGUCAACACCUCUGCCAAUCUGGACAGAGAAUCACCUUACGUUCAAGACAACAAAUACACUGCCAUCUUCAUGGCCACAGACAACGGUAGCCCACCAGCCACUGGCACUGGCACUCUGGUCAUCCACCUGGAGGACUACAAUGACAAUGCUCCCUACGUUCACCCAUCUGUGGUACGGGUGUGUGAAGACGCCAGGGACAGUGUGGUGAUAGUGGGGGGACGGGACAAGGACAUCCACCCCAACACUGGGCCCUUUAAGAUCGAGCUGGGGAAGCAGCCUGGGCUGGAGAACACAUGGAAGGUCUCCAGGGUCAAUAACACACAUGCUCAGAUCAUGCUGCUACAGAAUAUGAAGAGGGCCAACUACCAGCUUCCUCUGGUGGUGACAGACUCGGGCCUGCCUCCGCUCUCCAACAGCACCGAGAUCAAGGUCCAGGUGUGCACCUGUAAGAAAAACAGAAUGGACUGCAGUGGUGCUGGCUCUGUACGCUCCAACCUGAUCUUGCUGCUGGGACUAGUCCUGCUCUCCCUACUCUGCCUGUAAAUUUGGCUGAAAUCUACUGUAGUCUACAUGCAACACUGAAGAGAAACAACAUAUCUCCCCUACGUGACCAAGCCUAAGGAAAGAGAAGACCUCUCACCAUAACGACAACAACUAGCAAACAAUUUAAAAAAUACAGUUGAGAAUGAACCUCUGUGGUACUGAGCUUCUUGGGUGUCCCAAUGAUAUCUCACCCAUCCGUGGCCCCAGGCUCCCCACCAGGUUUUAGUUACCCCCCCCCCCACCCCCCAUUCAUCUCUACCUCACCCGUCUCUAUGUCCAUUACCGCCCCUAGCUCUGUUCCCCCUCACCUGAACAGUUGUCGUUGCCCCUGGUCUUCUCCCUUGCCCGUCCCUCUCCCACUCCUUGCCCGCCUGUCUUCUCCCUCCAUCGCUGUGUUGUCAUGGACACCACCGCCUAAAUGGACUCUUUUUCUGGGAAAGGAAACACUGCAUAGUCUGAGCUACUGGAUACUGGAUGGGGAAAAGCAUUUACUUUUUGAUGUAUUACUUUAUUUUAUCUUGUUUCCUACUGUAAUGAGAGACAAAAGCCAGUUUUUGUCUGCAGUGGUUGUGGUCUCUGUGGGCAAGAUGGUAGCCAUAAGCCUUCUCAAGUCAGAAGUUUCUGGAGUCUUUUUUGAUUUAUUUUGUUUCUAUUGCAUUAGUUGUCAUGGAGUGGAAAACAAUAUCUUUAUAGUAAUGGUGUUAAACUUUUAAAAAAGUACACUAUAUAUAUUUUAUUUUUUACCAUUGUACAAAUAUAUUAAUUAACCUAUGUACUUGGACUGAAGGCUCUUCAAUUACCCUUACAGAAAAAAAAACUGAAACCUUUUUGUGGACUAUUUCUAAUGCUAUCGAUGUUUCCUAUUUUUUAUGUAAAUCAAUUUUUGGGGUUGGAACCAAAAUAAAUGAUUGUUCAAUCGUUUCAUUCGGAACAGAACCAUUUUUUGUUGUUGUCCAAUUCCACUGUUCCGACCAGCAAAAUAAAGUUCUGUACCAGUUCAAACCCCAAAAAAGUAACAAUUUAUAUUGUUCCUUUUCUGAUUAUUUUUUUUGCAUUCAGCUCAACGUUAAAUUACUUCACCAAUCAGGGCGUAUAGAGCAGCUUGCUAUUCGUGAGAAGCGACAGAAAUUUUGUGGCUGCUUCUUGGCUCCUGCGGCCUUUGUGACCUUGAGGACGUUGAACCUCACGGUCUUGCUGAGUGGUCGGCACUCUCCGAUGGUAACAAUGUGGCUUGAAGCGUUGAGCAUCUUGAUAUGACACGCAUUAUCUGGAUUAGGCCCACAGAAUUAUACCUGCUAGGGAUCGGCUUCAAUGGAGGAACUUUAGAGAGUGGACUUAACGUUGGACCAGAGCUAGCUACCAGAAUUAAAAACCAUACCUUUUGUAGUUAAUAAAUACAAUGUGAAACGUGAUAAAUAUUGCAUCCUUAACUAGCAUUGAAAAAGUGAAUUGCUUCUUUUCUAAUUUAAAAUCCCUCUCUAAUUUCUGAAUCAUGCUUAUAAUGUCAGUAGGCUACAGUAGUGGGAGGGGCAGGUAGCCUGCGCACACACUGGCAAAGAUUUUCAGCUGGCAAAUAUGUUCAGCUGGCAGGGAGAUGCUGGAAUACGUUUCUGAGUGACAGAGUGAGGGCUUUGCAUAGGCGCUUUGUUGCAUUUAUACGGAAAAAAUGCCCGGAAUGUAAAGGAACGUUUAACUGGUUCCCAUGCUUUUCAAAUUACGGCUCUGUUCCGGAACAGUAAAGAUCACUUUCGUUCCCUGUUCUGAUUCUGUUCCUUGAAACCUGAACCGGUUCCAACCCCCGAUCUGGAGUUUUCAUUUGCUUUGAAGAUUGGUAAUCUGUCUGCCUUGUGUUACAUGAUCUUGUUUCACUACCACUAGAACCCCCCCCCCCCCCCCCCCCCCCCCACCCACCCACCCGAGUCACACAAAGAGGUCAAGGAAAGCUAUUGAAUUGGUGGUUUGUUUUUUGCGCUCGUAAAAAAAAAGUGUGUAUGGUUCGUGUGGAAGACCCCAUGAUUCAUGAUAAAGCAAAGAAAAAUAUGAUAUUUUGAAUGAGUUAUGUCUGUCUUUUGCACUAAUUUAAUAAAGCUGUUACUGUAAUUCC